CAACUGUGAAAUAGUGCUAAUCCUUUGCUUCCAUCUUGAUGUUGAAAGGAAGGAUACUGACAGCUAAAUUGCUGCCUUUAUACUGAAAAAGAGUGCCAUAAAGUGGGGAUGUCAAGGGUCCCUACUCCUUCACCAUCUGGAGAGAUGUCCAGUGGACCUGUGGCUGAAAGCUGGUGUUACACACAGGUUAAAGUUGUAAAGUUUUCUUAUAUGUGGACCAUUAAUAACUUCAGUUUCUGCCGAGAAGAAAUGGGUGAAGUUUUAAAGAGUUCAACUUUUUCUUCAGGGCCAAAUGAUAAAAUGAAAUGGUGCCUGAGAGUAAACCCAAAAGGUUUAGAUGAUGAAAGCAAAGAUUAUCUUUCAUUGUAUUUACUGCUAGUUAGUUGUCCAAAAAGUGAAGUGAGAGCAAAAUUUAAAUUUUCUCUCUUAAAUGCUAAAAGAGAAGAAACAAAGGCAAUGGAGAGCCAAAGAGCAUAUCGAUUUGUUCAAGGCAAGGACUGGGGUUUUAAAAAAUUCAUUCGAAGAGACUUUUUACUUGAGGAAACUAAUGGUCUUUUACCAGAUGAUAAACUUACGCUAUUUUGUGAGGUAAGCGUGGUCCAAGACUCAGUAAAUAUAUCAGGACUGUCCAGUACAAACACCUUAAAAGUACCCGAAUGUCGACUAGCUGAAGAUUUAGGCAACCUCUGGGAAACCUCAAGAUUCACAGAUUGCAGCUUUUAUAUAGGAGGGCAAGAGUUCAAAGCUCAUAAAUCUAUCCUUGCAGCUCGUUCACCUGUGUUUAAUGCCAUGUUUGAACAUGAAAUGGAGGAAAGCAAAAAGAAUUGCGUAGAAAUAAAUGAUGUAGAUCCUGACGUAUUUAAAGAGAUGAUGAGAUUCAUUUAUACAGGCAAGGCUCCAAAUCUUGACAAAAUGGCUGACAGCUUGUUGGCAGCAGCAGAUAAAUAUGCACUUGAACGGCUGAAGAUCAUGUGUGAAGAAGCUCUGUGUAGUAACCUCUCAGUAGAAAAUGUGGCAGACAUUCUGAUUCUCGCAGAUUUGCACAGUGCAGAACAGUUGAAAGCACAAGCAAUAGAUUUCAUUAACAGGUGCAGUGUUCUUAGACAGCUUGGCUGUAAAGAUGGAAAAAACUGGAACAACAGCCAAGCCACAGACAUAACGGAAACCGCAGGAUGGAAAUCGAUGAUCCACUCCCAUCCCCACUUAGUUGCUGAGGCCUUUCGGGCCCUAGCCUCUGCACAGUGUCCGCAGUUUGGCAUUCCGCGCAAACGGCUAAAACAGUCAUGAAAUCUUCCAUGAACUCUCGGGAACUAAUGCCUCCUCGGCCAUAUCCAGAAGGGGUUUUUGCAAACCAUCUGCUCGAAUAUGUGACCCUUCUCUGCAGAACAGAACCAGAAAGCUUUUAAAGAACGGAUAAAUAUAUGGUUUAAUAAUCAGCUUUAAAUCAGACUGAUAAUUCUCCAGUUCACUGAAAGGCCUUAACGUCAACUAUUCUAGUUCAUUUGUGAUUUUCCUGUUUUUUUGUUUUUUAAAUGGUGCCUUGUCGUUUUUGACUCGGCUUUGUAGGAUUGCACUAGCUCCAUAAGGCAGUAAUGCUGAUCAACGAAAAGUGUUUUCAAAAGAAUCUUCUUCUCCUUUCCUUUUUUUUAAAAAAAAAUCCCAAAUGAAGAUUAUCAGUUGGUCUUAUGGUAACUGGAUUUCAACUAGCCCCCUGUUAAAAGCACUUGAACUGGGGGCAAACAUACGCUCCAGUCCAAAAUAUUGUAUUUAGGAUGCAUCUGCCUAUCUUCAGAGAGUGCUGUCAGGCAUGCGGUGGCAAUAUACUACUCUGAAUAUAAUUUAUUUUUCAUUGGUUCAGGUGACUGAGGGAAAUAUGCAAUGUCUUGGCUCAGAAAUGUAUUUUACUAGUAUUUAUAAAUGCUUACUAUGUGAGUGUGCCCAUCAGUGAAAAAAAAUAUAUAGGUU
Messenger RNA from Protobothrops mucrosquamatus (brown spotted pit viper), 1965 nucleotides. RefSeq names its product speckle type BTB/POZ protein like (gene SPOPL). Gene Ontology annotation, cellular component: cytoplasm; nucleus. The record is from RefSeq and is a predicted model, not a curated record. NCBI's taxonomy places the organism in Eukaryota, Metazoa, Chordata, Lepidosauria, Squamata, Viperidae. Gene Ontology annotation, biological process: proteasome-mediated ubiquitin-dependent protein catabolic process; regulation of proteolysis. The coding region runs from base 109 to 1287 and encodes 392 amino acids. Gene Ontology annotation, molecular function: ubiquitin protein ligase binding. The transcript is spliced from 10 exons.